Molecule: messenger RNA, 675 nt
Organism: Penicillium oxalicum
Lineage: Eukaryota; Fungi; Ascomycota; Eurotiomycetes; Eurotiales; Aspergillaceae
Exons: 2
Coding region: 1-675 (224 amino acids)
Biological process (GO): protein phosphorylation
Molecular function (GO): protein kinase activity; ATP binding
Source: RefSeq, a predicted model, not a curated record
AUGAACAAAGAGGUGUACCAUGCAGUUUUGAAAAUCUAUUAUUCUUCUCCUUCGGACGUCCGUCCAGAGCUUCUCGAGAAGGUCAUCUGGGUUCCUAAAUCGGCCUUUAACCCUCCAUUCUUACCUAAAUUUACGCGUGCACCUGAACCGCUGCCGGUCUCUUCUUACAUCAGGAAGCCUCAGCUGAUCUGUUACGAUCGGAUUUGUCAAGGCCCCCAACCGAAUUUGAUUGCAGACUCUGUCCUUAUCGAGGCAGAAAUUGUUCCUGACGGCAGAAUCACCGGCCUUUGCUUCGUUAAAUAUCCGUACACCCUAACGCAAGAGGUCAGCCCUGGUAGCCUUACGAAGCGAAAACUUAGAAGGGCGCGUCAGGCCACAAAAGACUACAGUCGUAUUCUUCCUGGAAUCGAAGAUGGCAUCAAACAUCUUCAUUCUUUAGGAUUGGUUCAUAAUGACAUCAACCCAAGCAACAUUAUGCUAGACGGUGAUAGGGCAGUUUUCAUCGAUUUUGGCUCUUGCCGGAAGUUGGGACAAAGCUUAAAAGGCGUCGGUUGCACUUAUGAGUGGUAUGAUGAGCAGGUACAGCAGUCUGUCUUUGAAAAUGACCUCAAUGCUUUGGAAGAGAUUCGUAUAUGGCUAGGAGAUGAUUCACGAGAGUUUCAGUUUGAUGAGUAG